CCCGGAGAACUGAGCCACGCACGCGAGGCCUCCGCGCCCACUCGGCGCUCGGCUGAGGGGGCGGCCGCUGGCGGCUGGGCGUGGGCUCAGCGCGAUCCCGGCUACCGGGAUGACUCGGGGCUCGGCUCUCUCGCCGCAAACUUCGUGCAAGUUCUGGGAUUUUGACGCAACUGGACUCCCCCUGGCAGCCCCUGGGAGGGGUUGAGGGGAUGGUCCGACGGAGAGCUAGUUACGGGGCUCCGACUCAUCCGUCCGGCCGAGGCUGAGGCCCCAGGAAGACACCCUCCGCCAUCCCUGCUCAGUUCCAGGACGGGAGCGCCCUCGGUGUCACCCGGCCCUGGCUUUUUGGACCCCUCCAAACACCAAGUCCUCAAGCUCCGAGCGUCCGGCGAUGCCGAAGCACGCUGCUCCCCCCACGCCCGCGGGGCCCGAGGAUCUGGCGGGGCGCCCCUCGCCUCGGGGAGCCGCUCCGGCCUCCGGCAACGUUGUCUCCUCUCCCCAAGAUCCGGCAGCCGGAGGGGAUGACGCGGGUGCCUCCACAGCCCGGGUUCCGGGAGGGGAAGGCGAGCCCCACAGCCGGCACCCCGACGCCCGCCUGGGCAGCACCGAUAAGAAGUUGAAGGCAGCAGCCAAUGCCGAGGGCAGCGCUCCGACAGCGCUGGGGAACCCGAGGCAGGGGACGCCGCGGGUCCAGGUUAUGGAUCCAGCCCGGGGCCCCUGGAGCCAGCUCCCAAGGCCCUGCCUGGUGCUGGUGCUGCUCAACCCACGCGGUGGCAAAGGCAAGGCCCUGCAGCUCUUCCGGAGCCACGUGCAGCCCCUGCUGGCCCAGGCUGACGUCUCCUUCAGGCUUAUGCUCACUGAACGGCGGAACCACGCCCGGGAGCUGGUGCGCGCGGAGGAGCUGGGACGCUGGGACGCGCUGGUGGUCAUGUCUGGAGACGGGCUGAUGCACGAGGUGGUGAACGGCCUCAUGGAGCGGCCUGACUGGGAGACCGCCAUCCGGAAGCCUCUGUGCAGCCUCCCAGCCGGCUCUGGCAAUGCGCUGGCAGCUUCUGUGAAUCAUUACGCUGGCUACGAGCAGGUGACCAACGAAGACCUCCUGAACAACUGCACACUGCUGCUGUGCCGGAGGCAGCUGGCCCCCAUGAACCUGCUGUCGCUGCAGAUGGUAUCGGGUCUGCGAGUCUUCUCCGUGCUCAGCCUGGCCUGGGGCUUCAUCGCCGAUGUGGACAUCGAAAGCGAGAAGUUCCGGCGUCUCGGGGAAAUGCGCUUCACAGUGGGCACCAUCCUGCGCCUGGCAGCCCUGCGCAUCUACCGCGGCCGGCUGGCCUACCUGCCCGUAGAACAGGGGGUCUCCAAGGCACCCACCUCCCCUCUGGACUGGCAGGACCGGCAGGGCCCUGUGGACGCCCACCUCGUGCCCCUGGAGGAGCCGGUGCCCGCCCACUGGACGGUGGUGCCGGAGCAGGACUUUGUGCUGGUCCUGGUGCUGCUGCACUCACACCUGGGCAGUGAAAUGUUUGCCGCCCCCAUGAGCCCCCGCGCGGCCGGCGCCAUGCACCUGUUCUAUGUGCGGGCGGGCGUGUCUCGGGCCAUGCUGCUGCGCCUCUUCCUGGCCAUGGAGAAGGGCAGGCACAUGGAGUUUAACUGUCCUUACUUGGUGUAUGUGCCUGUGGUGGCCUUCCGCCUGGAGCCCAAGGACGGGAAGGGGAUGUUUGCAGUGGAUGGGGAGAUGAUGGUCAGUGAGGCUGUGCAGGGCCAGGUGCACCCAAACUACUUCUGGAUGGUCAGUGGCCGCGGGGAGCCUCCUCCUUCUCUGGAGCCGCAGCGGCUGCCGCCCAGCCAGAAGGCUCAGCAGACGCCACCGCUUCCCUCGUGACUCCUUGGGUCUUGCUGUGCCUUAGUCUGUCUACCUAGGGUACCCCGAGCGCGGGGCCCUCCCCUCUUCCCCUGGGACAGGAGGGCUGGUCCCAGCUCGGCCCCAGCUCCCUUGGGGAGAAGGGGACAGCUCCUGUGGAAGGCUGGAUGGAGGCUGUGCUUCGCAAGGAGUAGCUGCUUGGGCCCCACUGUGGUGUGGAAGCCCCACCAUUGUUUUGGGAGCUC
Messenger RNA from Pteronotus mesoamericanus, 2103 nucleotides. It is a transcript of the gene SPHK1, whose product is annotated as sphingosine kinase 1. The record is from RefSeq and is a predicted model, not a curated record. The transcript is spliced from 5 exons. Gene Ontology annotation, cellular component: intracellular membrane-bounded organelle; cytoplasm; membrane. Gene Ontology annotation, biological process: cellular response to growth factor stimulus; negative regulation of apoptotic process; phosphorylation. Bases 392 to 1879 code for a protein of 495 amino acids. NCBI's taxonomy places the organism in Eukaryota, Metazoa, Chordata, Mammalia, Chiroptera, Mormoopidae.